Messenger RNA from Acomys russatus (golden spiny mouse), 3008 nucleotides. RefSeq names its product kelch like family member 11 (gene Klhl11). The coding region runs from base 39 to 2165 and encodes 708 amino acids. The record is from RefSeq and is a predicted model, not a curated record. NCBI's taxonomy places the organism in Eukaryota, Metazoa, Chordata, Mammalia, Rodentia, Muridae. The transcript has 2 exons. Gene Ontology annotation, molecular function: protein binding.
ACGUUCGGAAGCCGUGGGGCCGGUGCGGCGGUGUCAAGAUGGCGGCGGCGGUGGCAGCCGCUGCGGCCGCUGCAGCCGCGGCGGCAUCUCUUCAGGUGUUGGAGAUGGAGGGCAUGGAGACUGCCGCCGCGGGUUCGGCGGGCCUGGCCGCGGAGGUCCGAGGCAGUGGCACGGUAGACUUCGGAGCAGGGCCCGGGAUGUCUGUCAUGGAGGCGAGCGGGGGCGACCCGGGCCCAGAGGCCGAGGACUUCGAGUGCAGCACUCACUGCUCCGAGCUGUCCUGGAGGCAGAACGAACAGCGGCGUCAGGGCCUGUUCUGCGACAUCACCCUGUGCUUCGGCGGGGCCGGAGGUCGCGAGUUUCAUGCCCACCGCUCGGUGCUGGCCGCCGCUACCGAGUACUUCACGCCCUUGCUCUCGGGCCAGUUUUCGGAGUCGCGCUCUGGCCGGGUGGAGAUGCGCAAGUGGAGCUCGGAGCCGGGACCCGAACCUGACACGGUGGAAGCCGUUAUCGAGUAUAUGUACACCGGGCGCAUCCGAGUGAGCACCGGCAGCGUACACGAGGUACUAGAGCUGGCUGACAGAUUCUUAUUAAUUCGUUUAAAAGAAUUUUGUGGAGAAUUUCUCAAGAAAAAACUUCAUCUCUCAAAUUGUGUGGCCAUUCAUAGCUUAGCCCACAUGUAUACCCUGAGCCAGCUAGCUCUGAAAGCUGCAGAUAUGAUACGGAGAAAUUUCUAUAAAGUCAUUCAGGAUGAAGAAUUUUAUACUUUACCUUUCCAUCUCAUUCGAGACUGGCUUUCGGACUUGGAAAUUACUGUGGAUUCUGAAGAGGUUCUUUUUGAAACAGUUUUGAAGUGGGUUCAGAGAAAUGCUGAAGAGAGAGAGAGAUACUUUGAAGAACUUUUUAAAUUGCUCAGGUUGUCCCAGAUGAAACCCACCUACCUUACACGGCAUGUCAAACCAGAGCGGCUAGUGGCCAAUAAUGAAGUUUGUGUCAAGCUGGUGGCUGAUGCAGUGGAGAGGCACGCGCUCAGAGCAGAGAACAUACAGUCUGGCACACUCCAGCCUCCCACUUCACAUGUCUCGCUGUUACCGCGCUAUGGACAAAACAUGGACGUAAUCAUGGUUAUUGGAGGUGUGUCAGAAGGAGGAGACUAUCUAAGUGAGUGUGUGGGAUAUUUUGUUGAUGAGGAUAGAUGGGUAAAUCUGCCCCACAUUCAUAAUCACCUUGAUGGCCAUGCUGUUGCAGUAACAGAAUCUUACGUGUAUGUUGCUGGCUCGAUGGAACCUGGGUUUGCUAAGACUGUGGAGAGGUACAACCCAAACUUGAAUACAUGGGAACACGUUUGUAGUCUGAUGACAAGAAAGCAUUCUUUUGGGCUAACAGAAGUCAAAGGGAAGCUGUAUAGCAUUGGCGGACAUGGCAAUUUUAGCCCUGGCUUUAAAGAUGUGACUGUUUACAAUCCUGAGCUUGAUAAAUGGCACAACUUAGAAUCAGCACCAAAGAUUCUUCGAGAUGUCAAAGCACUGGCCAUUGAAGACCGCUUUGUCUAUAUUGCUGCCCGCACUCCUGUGGACCGGGACACUGAGGAUGGAUUGAAGGCUGUAAUUACUUGCUAUGACACAGAGACUCGGCAGUGGCAAGAUGUGGAAUCUUUACCACUUAUUGACACCUACUGUUUUUUCCAGAUGUCUGUGGCCAAUUCAAACUUUUAUCAGACAGCAUCAUGCUGUCCCAAGAGUUAUUCUUUAGAAAACGAAGAGGCAGUAAGAAAAAUUGCCAGUCAGGUGUCUGACGAGAUUCUUGAAAGCUUGCCCCCAGAAGUUCUAAGCAUUGAGGGAGCAGCCAUUUGCUAUUACAGAGAUGAUGUCUUCAUUAUUGGAGGCUGGAAAAACAGUGAUGAUAUUGACAAACAAUACCGGAAGGAGGCCUACCGAUACUGCGCUGAAAGGAAGAGGUGGAUGCUCCUUCCUCCCAUGCCUCAGCCCCGUUGCAGGGCCACUGCUUGCCAUGUCAGGAUCCCCUACCGGUACUUGCAUGGCACACAGAGAUACCCCAUGCCUCAAAACUUAAUGUGGCAGAAGGACCGCAUCAGACAGAUGCAAGAGAUACAUCGGCACGCCCUGAACAUGCGCAGAGUGCCAAGUUCCCAGAUUGAAUGCUGAACUUGCCAACCCGUGCAGCUGAAAACUCUUCUCCUUGUUCAGUGAGAUUGGAGGUACCUGGACUGUUACUUGGAAAAGUAUGUCAGCUUAUUUUCUACUUGGACUUAUUAUUACCCUAUAUAAAAGAAGUGUGGUUAAAAAACAAAUAGGACACUCAGUUCAAUGAGGUAAUUUUUGGUUAGAUUGCAGUCCUGUCUUUGGUUUGUGUUUGUCCUAACAAAUUAAGAUCUUAUUAAAGAGAACUGGGGAAAAGCAGGUCUAGUUACUUGGCCUUUUUUCUGCCAACAACUGUAACGUCUAUGUCUUGGGGACUCACAUUUGGGGCUUUAAGCACCAGUGUUAUUUGCACAUUUACUUUGAUGUUCCUUUAAGUUUUUUUUUGGAUUGUUUUCAACAAUCUCGUUUUAUGCAUUAAGCUCUCAUCUGCAAGAGGCAUGUGCAAUAGCUAGACUGGAUCUGAAGGUAAAAGCACAUUGUUUCAGCGAGAUUGAUCUCAGAAUAUUAGCGCUGAUGGUUUACUGUAUGUUUAUCUACAAAUGCUGUUUUUGUUCAUUGGAAAGGGUGACCAGUGAGAAGUCUGGUUUGUUGUGUUUCUUCCACAGCUGUUUAUAGACUUGAAGCCAUCAUUCUGAGAUGAUAGUUGGGAGGUAUUGAUGUUUAGCUGGUUGACUAGAGAGGAAGUUACACAGGUGAAGUUUGUUUCUUGAAGAGGAAAAGUGCUCAGUGUAGCUGAGAAGGCAAAUGAACAAACAUUUGAAACACUUUGAAGAGUUGUCACUGUGUUGAUGAGGGUGCUGUGUGCCAUGACCAUCAACACAUGGUGCCUUUGGCUCAUUUUUUGCU